UUCUUUCAUCCUCUGGCCUUCUUGAUUCUGAUUCUGAUCACUGGGGAGAGAAUUCUCAAGCUAGGGCUUUUCUCAAAUCAACGGUUGAAUCUAAGAUGACUAAAAUCGCCGCAUGAGCCCUCAAUUCGCUCUCCCUUACAGAUUCUGCUCCUGAGAGCUGACUUUUCUGCAGCUUUUGCUUUCGAGAGUGUCCAUAUAUUUCUUGGUGUCUGAAUUUUUUGGCAUACCAUGUCGGGAAGAAAUCGUGGACCUCCUCUUCCAAUGAAAGGUGCUCCUCAUGCUGGACUACCCCCUCCGAUGCAUGAGCCUCCUUUUGGUGGCAGAGGGCUAGGGCCAUUGCCGCACCCAGCUCUACUAGAAGAGAUGAGGGAAUCACGUUUGGGCCCGAGACCCCUUCCUCCUCACCCUGCUAUAAUUGAGGAGCGUCUUGCUGGUCAACAUCAAGAAAUUCAAAGUCUAUUAGUGGAUAACCAGAGGCUGGCUGCAACCCAUGUGGCUCUGAAACAAGAACUGGAAGCAGCCCAGCAUGAGCUGCAGAGGAUGGCACAUUUUGCAGAGUCAUUGAGGGUAGAUAAGGAUGUGCAGAUGAGAGAAUUGUAUGAUAAGUCUGUCCGAAUGGAGGUGGAUCUUCGUGGGGUUGAAGCUAUGAGGUCUGAACUUGUUCAGGUUCAUUCCGAUAUUAAGGAGCUUACUGCUGUGAAGCAGGAACUCACUGGUCAGGUUCAACUAAUGACACAAGAUUUAGGCAGAAUGACGGCAGAUUUGCAACAGGUCCCUGCUGUGAGGGCAGAUAUUGAGGCUAUGAAACAAGAGUUGCAACGUGCAAGAGCUGCCAUUGAGUAUGAGAAGAAGGGGUAUGCAGAAAACUAUGAACAUGGUCAGAUGAUGGAGCAGAAGUUGAUCACAAUGGCUCGGGAGCUGGAGAAGCUACGUGCUGAGGUUGCUAAUGCUGAGAAAAGAGCACGUGCCUCUGCAGCUGUUGGAAACCCAGCAGGUCCAGGUUAUAAUGCAAACUAUGGCAGUGCUGAGGUUGGGUAUGCUGGAAAUGCUUACGCUGUCAACUAUGGCAUGAAUCCUGUACCGUCUGGUGUGGAGAAUUACCCUCAGUAUGGACCUGGACCUGGCGCUUGGGGUGCAUAUGACAUGCAGCGAGCUCAAGGACACAGAUAGAUUUUCUCUAUCUUGCUAAGCAAUCUCAUAACUGGUAUCUUGGGCUGCAACUUUCUAGAUGAUUAGUUUAGGGUUUAAGUGGUUUUCUAUUCAUGAACAUCUUGGGAUUGUGUCCUUUAGGUGCUUGUUGAAGAGCUGAAGUUGUACUUUAUUGAAAUUGUUACUAGAUUGAUCUUGCAGUUACAUUAUAUGAUGUUUCUCCAUGUUGUCUUCAGUACGAUAAGUGUUCUUUGUAGUUUUUGUUGAGGAUGUGGCACUCAUGCUCAUCUUUCUCUUGAUCUUUGGCAUGAGUUCUUCCUCUAGCCGUUUCUCCUGGAAAAUUUAAAUUUCCAUAUUUAAAAUCCUUUCUGGAUUUAAGAGUUAAAAUUUUAACAUAUGAGCUGCUGUCCCUUUGCAUUGCCAAGCCCUUAUGGGUUGUGCGUUGCCAAGCCUUUUAUGGGUUGUGCGAUUCAAGUCUUCAAGUUCCGCCUGGAAAUGCAGGGUAACAUUCUCUGUUUAAUGUCUUUCACUAUUUGAAUCCUGAAAUACAAUUAAGUUGGAAACCUAUCCCCCUUGCAGCUUUUCAUCCAUUGCCAUAUAAAUUAAAUUGUACAGGUACUUUGGCCUGUUUUCUGUCCCGUACAUUACACUGCAAGGUUUAGUUGGAGGCUAUGAAUUGUUUUUGUUCAUGAUCAUGUGCAAAAUAAUUCAUAUUAAUACCUAGGGGGACCGUAUUUUGGGUUAGUAAAAAAUAUUCGGGAUAUGGGGCAAUUCUUGAAUAUGGAGGAUCACUAUAACAUAAUAGUAUUGUUGGGUAGAGACCAUUUUGAGUAGUGAUAGAAAAAAAAGUAACGCCUUUGGUAUUGAUGCUGAGGCUUUCUAUGAAGUUCUUAAAAGCAAGAAGAAAAUGGAGAAGGGAAAAUAGAAGAGCUGAUAAACAUAGAGGCGACCUUUCCUAGGCUUUUUACUAAAGGUGAUCUAGGAUUGCUAAACACGAGGAAAUCCUUGGAAUGAAAUACGAUUGAAUAAGUAAAAAUUUAUUGCAUCACACUUUUUUUUUUUUUGAGACAAUUCUUUUGCAAUAACUAUUGUCAUUUUUCAAUUUUGAUUGUUAUGGGGAUUACUUUAUCACCGAUUCAAAGAGAUUGAAGGGAAUUGUUGUUAUUAUCCACUUUCUAAUUUCUCUUUUUGUUUGAUGUUAUAUUAUAAGAAGAUGUGUCAUUCUAUGCUUUAUGAUACAUAAUUUCAAACACAGGCACUUCUUAAUUGAAGUGAAGACAUUCUUUUGUAAAAUGAGGCAGGACUUGGCAUUAUGUUCUGACUUUAUUAAAAUACAUUCUGCAUUCUCAUAUUCGUGUUAACCAAGCAUAGUCUUGCUAAUGAAGAAUGGAAAAGAAAAUUAGGGGCAGUGAUAGUAAUUAUUUGUAAAUCAGGGAUUUUGAAUAAACACAUUAAUUAGGAACUAGUCUAUUGGUUAAAAUCUUUUAUUUUAAAAUAUCUCUUGUUAGGCUUAAUUAUUCUUUAGCUAAUUAUUUUCAUAUUUUAUUUAUAUCUUGUUAGGAGUUAUCUCCUGGGCUUAAUUUAAAAUCCUCAGCAGUUAAAUUCGGCUUAUAUACAAAUCUAUUAUGAAUAAAGUCCAGAUUCCCUUUCUAGUCCCCUUCCCCCAAUUUUCUUCUAUAACCCCCGCUGGGGGGAAAAAAUCCUAUUAUUUCUAUUUUUCUUGCAUCGCUGAUCAAGUUAGAGAAUAUAAUUUCAAGAAAGUUGUGUACCCACUGAAGAGGUUGUAAAAUGUUUCUUGAAAUCUAGUUGGUGAUUGGGGUAAGCCUGGGGUUGUAAAAUAGUUUGAAAACUAAGAUGUUGAGUUGUAGUAUGCGAUGCUUUCGGAAAGUUUUCUUUCUAAACCCUAUUAUUUUCGUAUUUGAGUUGUAGUAUGUGAGUGUGGGAAUAAGGUUACUCAGGCUCGUAGUUGUGAACCUCUCAAUUUGUGCGUGUCUGUAGUCAGAUUUUAUGUACAUGUUGGCAGCCUGGAAGGAAAGGACAGAACUAAAAGAUAUCUCUCCUUCCGUUAAAUUUUAAUAGGCUUUCUAGCAAAAAUUGUGGAAUAUAUUGAAGGUGUACAAUCUUUGUGGGACCUGCUUUUCAAGUUGCCUGCUAAAAAUUCCAGGUUGAUAUUUUGUUCUAAUGUCACGUAAAGAAGGAUUUGCUGCUCUUAAACUGUUGUUUUGAGUUACUGAUGCCCUUGUGACAUAGUGGUGCAAAAAUUCAUUUACAAGUGGGAAGUGGUGGGUUCAAUCUUGCUCGUUAUCUCAAGCUUAGCUUGCCCUUGUAAUCGAUCACACACACAUGAUUAAGAAAAAACCUCUUCUUUUUUUUUCCCGUGAAAGUUUUACUAUUUUGAAAUAUGUGUUACCACUGCCUCCUAGCCUAAAGCCUUUUUAGGAGGAUUGGGAAGAGCCUUAAUAUAUGGCAACAUCUUUGAGGUGAGAUUCUGAUAUGGCUUUGUUGAGAUUUUCCCUGGCUUUUAUUUUCUUAAUCUUUAUAUGUUGCACUCCCCUUCCCCUCUCCUUAAGGGCCACAUAUCCCUUCAAGUUCAAGUUCAGGGAACUCCAGUCUUCCUUUACUAGCAUGAUUUGCAUAGCUCUGAGAAAUGAUCAAAUGUUCCACAGAGAACAUUGAAUUAUCAGUUGAACACGUUCUUUAACUUCAAAAUAAAAACCUCAGUAUUUCCCAAGAAUCUCUCAAGCACUAUAGCUUUUAAGAUAGAUCAAAGUCAUGUUAUUAUCAACCGAUGAAAUUUUGUUUCUUAAAAUGCAUGCCUUUUUAACAAGUAAAUCUGUCCCCUUCCUUGGGAUAUUUUUUAUUUACAGAUUACUUUUAUUCUGUGAUUUCUUUUAUCUAGUUAUUUAUGAUGAGUGACCUGGAAGCUUUGGCAAAUCCAGAUUUUAUACUAGGUAUUUUUAAACCCAGCUGGCUGCUCUAGUACCAAAUCAUAAAGGCUAUGCAUCAAAUUGCAUACCAAUUUCUUACAUUUUCUUGUGGCAAUCUUGGAACUGAAAAACACCUUGAGUAGUUUUUCUGCCCACUGUGAGCCUAUCUUUCCUGUUUCUGUGGUAGAGGCCAUUUUCUGUUAGCUUCUCAGGUUUUAUACUGUAGUCCAAUUUUCGAGAAGCUGAGUAAAUCUAAUUUGUCACUGCAGCUGCAAAUUUAAGGGCAAUAUGCCUCUUGUUGUUCAUGCAGUCAGACUAGCCUAGCAGUUGUUUAACCAAUUUAGGUCUAGAUAAACUGGCAAGACAUUGAUAUAAACUUAUAGGAAGAAAAAUUUCCAAUUGUUGAACUUUUAGUUGUAAAGUACAAUUCUCUCCUUCACGAGUUUGGUGUGAGGCUGCAUUGAAGGAGUACUGUGUUCUAUUGGGAAGUUAUUUUUCCAUUUCCGAAGCAGCCACCCAUAUUUGUAGCUUGAUGCUGUUACUGGAAAGAUACAUUCAACACUGGAGCAGCUGAAUGGGUUCUUAGUUGAGUAAGUUAUGCAGCUUGCCAAAUGGUAAAUUCUUUUGUUUGUUUUCCUUUUCGAUUCCCUCCUAUGUGUGGCAAUGAAUGUAACAAUCUCCUAUUCCAUUCAUUGAUGCCAAUGUUUCUUUUUAGGCCGGUAGGAAACUGCUCAUAAUGAUGAAUGAGAUAACAGCUCUUGUCCAGUGUUAGAUCAGAAUUUUUUAUUUUAUUGGGUGUUCCACUCUGUUUAUUAUUUCGGGUCGAUUGAAUUUGUUUUGUUGGUUGACCACUGAUUGGUUUCUCGCCUCAUUUGCUCUAUCCAAGCUAUGGUCUGUGUAUAACUUGUUAGUGUUUGUGGGCUUUAAAGCUGAGAUUGACAAAGCUUGCUUAUCAUAGUGAGGGACUAGGUGAUGUCCAGAGGCGGUGUCAAACUAAAGAAGUUAUUUAUGAGUAGAUCUGUUGAUGCGCUGAAGGAUGGCUUUUGAUUGUUCAAGUUUGUAGUAGACCCAUAAUAUAGUAAGUUAAUUAUAUAGAGAAGGUCACCUUGAUCUCCAAAUUUCAUAUCUCUUGGCGAGGAUUUUUUCUUGAUUUUCACUGAUAGCCAAGAUUGAAGUGGGUGACAAUGAAUUAUUUCUCCGUCAUAUAGUAAGUUGAUUGUUCAGAGAAGGUGACAUUGAUCUCUUCUCCAAACUCCAGAUCUGUGAGGGUAUUUGGUUAAUUUUCACCAAUAAUUUAUACAAGGCAUGACAAUUUGCUGACUUUUUCUUGCCGCGUUUUGCUGCUGAGUACUGCCCUCGCAACCUAACUAGGAAAGAAGAGACAAAUGGAGGUCCUUGGGAUGACUGUUAUAAAGUAGCCUUGUCAAUUCUGUUGUCAGUUUUGGCAGUUACUUAGAUCCUAUGAGCAAGUGUUGCUCACCAAGUUAUCUGCGUUGUUGUGUGCGCUGUAGUUCAAUAAAAUGUUUUCUUUCAUCCACACAUUCAUGUGUUUUGCCAAUCUAUAUAUAUGAGAGCUACAUAUCAUAGCAACUUAGCUACUAUUUAUUCCCUUUUGCCAUGAAUAACAUGCGUGUUUUCCUGAUCUAAAUAUUAUAACCAUAGCAGCCUAACUGCUGUACAAACUUAUGUCCUGAAGAGCAUCUGUUUUGCUGAUCUUUAGAUGAUGACUACAUGCCAUAGCAGCUUAACUGCUAUUCUAACUCUCGCCCUGAAGUUCAGAAUUGGUUUGUUCAAUGUGGUUCUGCUUCCCUAAUUAGCUGAUAAUACUUUCCUGACAUUGUAAAUCUAUAAGUUUUUGGAUAUGAAAAAGCCCACUCAGCCUGCUAUUAUAUUAGUUUCUAUCUACCUGUUUUGUCCUAGAAUUAUGUUAUCCUUUUGCCUGUUUCUCAAAAGUGUGCUUUAUUGUGACAUAGUUGAAUCAUUUUGCUUUUAGGUCAUGCCCAUUGGAACCUGUGAACUAAUCUGUUGCUGCUGCUUUUGUCAUUAGUCACUUCUGAAUAUUGUCAGGGAAAUUGCUACCGUCGAUUGUUGAUGGGAAUGAACCUGUUUGACUCAGGUGUUGCUAUGAAGAUGCAGUGUUUGAAAAGCUCAACGGGUACAAAACCCAUUCAGUUUCAACCGGUGUCCAUUUGUUGCUUGGAGGUUUAUCUACAGAAGGUGACGCGAAAAAACUGGGAAUCAAGACAACCUUCGUAGAAGAAAACCACAAGCUACUCGGAACAACCCCACCCCCAAGAAAUUAAAAAAAAAAAAAGAAGAGGGAAAUUGGUCCAAGUGUUGCUCGCAGCUAGUUCAAGGAACUUCUCGACGCUCACGAAUUCGAGCUUAUGAAUAUCACUUGCGCUUGGUUGCUUUGUAAAAAAUUUACGAGGGCCCUUCUGUAAUAUUCUAUGGAUACAGUUGGAGAAAGAUUGAUAACUUCCAAUGUUGGGGCAACCGCCAUUGUUGGCUCCGCUUUUGUGAAUAUCGAUUCUGACCCUAAGCCCCUUAUAAGUAUGAACUGUUUCAAAGAUUGG
Neltuma alba is the source of this 6652-nucleotide messenger RNA. Its product is annotated as protein FLX-like 1. The record is from RefSeq and is a predicted model, not a curated record. The transcript has 7 exons. The coding region runs from base 229 to 1170 and encodes 313 amino acids. Lineage: Eukaryota; Viridiplantae; Streptophyta; Magnoliopsida; Fabales; Fabaceae.